Messenger RNA from Pygocentrus nattereri (red-bellied piranha), 2203 nucleotides. RefSeq names its product gap junction beta-1 protein-like. The record is from RefSeq and is a predicted model, not a curated record. NCBI's taxonomy places the organism in Eukaryota, Metazoa, Chordata, Actinopteri, Characiformes, Serrasalmidae. The transcript is spliced from 3 exons. Bases 337 to 1164 code for a protein of 275 amino acids. Gene Ontology annotation, cellular component: connexin complex. Gene Ontology annotation, biological process: cell communication.
CCAAUGAUAUGGUGUUCUUCAGAGAGACAUCUUGGAAAAUUUAUCUACCCUUUUCUGGACACAAUUGUGUACCACAACAACUGAAGAUCUACGGAGGCUGUCACAUGGCCUUGCCACAAACCUUGCUAUUGGCCUUUCCUUUUGCAUCAGGUGACAGCAUGUGGCAGUAGGCCAUCGCCCAUGCUCUUAAACAGCUCCAAGCCAUUCAGAACACUUUUGUCAUACUUUGCUGCCCAAAGUGUCCAAAUGUCCAGACUGCACCUGAUGGUCGAUAUUUUUGGACCCGGCACAGCUUAUGCUGCUUACACCACGGGCUGAGCUGACCUGGAAUCGAAAAUGAAUUGGGCGUCUUUUUAUGCCGUAAUUAGCGGUGUAAAUAGGCAUUCAACGGGCAUUGGCCGCAUCUGGCUGUCUGUCAUCUUCAUCUUUCGCAUCCUGGUUCUGGUUGUGGCUGCCGAAAGCGUAUGGGGUGAUGAGAAGUCUGGCUUUACCUGCAACACCCAGCAGCCAGGUUGCAACAGUGUGUGCUAUGAUCAGUUCUUCCCAAUCUCUCACAUUCGUCUCUGGGCCUUGCAACUGAUUCUUGUAUCAACACCAGCUCUGCUAGUUGCAAUGCAUGUUGCUCAUCGCCGCCACAUUGACAAAAAAAUUCUCAAAAUAUCGGGACGAGGCACCGCCAAGGAUUUGGAACAAAUCAAGAAUCAGAAGUUCAAGAUUACUGGUGCGCUUUGGUGGACCUACAUGAUAAGCAUCAUUUUUCGAAUCAUUUUUGAGGUGGCUUUCUUGUACAUUUUUUACCUAAUCUACCCUGGGUUUAAGAUGGUGCGGCUGGUUAAGUGUGAUUCUUAUCCCUGCCCUAACACAGUGGACUGCUUUGUCUCUCGUCCAACAGAAAAGACCAUCUUUACUGUUUUCAUGCUGGCAGUAUCUGGGGUUUGUGUCUUGCUAAACAUUGCAGAGGUGGUGUAUUUGAUAGGCAAAGAAUGUGUCCGAUACUUCCAGAGACCCGAAGGGGAGCCGAAAGGACCUUGGCUCGCUCAAAAACUGUCUUCCUACAAGCAAAAUGAGAUCAAUCAGCUCAUAUCAGAGCAUCCGUUCAAGCCCAGAUUGAAUGUGGGCAGAAAGAGUCCUAUUGACAAAGGGGAGAGGUGUUCUGCCUUCUAGCCAUCAACAUCAUCUGGAUGAUUUGUUUCACUAAACAUCAGUAACAAACUUGAAGUGGGGUUUCGAUAAUUGUGCCCUGCGUUCUUGUUUUUAUAUAUUUAUUUCGGAUAUUGUCUUAGACCUAGGCCCAGGGAAGUAUCCAGGCAACAGGUGAAAAAAGGUUUAUUAUUUUGUCAUGGGGUAGAAUGUUUUGAAUUGCUAAUCAUUAAGAGGAAGACUUUAAACAUGUAAAAAUUGUUCCAAAUGCAAGAUAAAAGGGUCGGCUGUAAGAUUUUUUUCUUGCAAGAUAUCUUAAAGACAUUCAUAAGGAAGAUCUAACAUUUUAUGUUUACUGCUGGAUGAUAUGCAAAAUACUCAGAGGCAGAGCAUUAAACCCAUGAAAGUGUCUUGAAAUCUGAAAAUAUUAGAAAAAAUAUUUCAGGUACUUGAGGUUUUAAAUUUUAUAUUACCUAUAUAAAAAACAUUUACCUUGUAGAUUCACCUUGCGUACAAUUAGAGACUAUCGCCCAUCCGACCCUCACUGCUGUGACAUUACAUAGAAAUUCUGCUACUGUGGUCAGAAAAUGAAGUGCAGUACUGGACAGCUGACAGGUUAUGCUAUGAUGGGCUAAAGUCUGUAAUUGUGCACCUAUUGAGCAAAUAGGUAUCACAGUUUUUGCAAACAUGGAUUAAGGGUACAUGUAUGAUGCAUUUGAACCAUUGAGAACCUGUUUAAAAUCUUAAGUAAUACAUAAAUAACGAAUAUGUUUAUUUAAUUUUUGUAUUGUUUUAAAAACAGGAGACAUUACUCUAAAGUUCAAUGUUCAAAAUAAUUAUUUUUCCCUGUACACACAAAUAUACAACAUUUACUGAUAUAUGCACUGGCAUGUUUGUAAAUAACAUUUCAUCACUGUGGAUUUAUUGAAUUGAUCAUUGCUGCUUAUUUAUUGUAGUGCUAAAACUGAAAAAUAGUCAAAAUAAAAAUAAUUCAGAUCAGCACUUUGUAAGUAUAUAAAAAACAUCUUGUACAGUGUUACUCAAUAAAAUGCAGUCAUUUGAA